Molecule: messenger RNA, 721 nt
Organism: Mya arenaria
Lineage: Eukaryota; Metazoa; Mollusca; Bivalvia; Myida; Myidae
Product: myb-related transcription factor, partner of profilin-like
Exons: 6
Coding region: 245-721 (158 amino acids)
Cellular component (GO): nucleus
Source: RefSeq, a predicted model, not a curated record
UCAUUAAUGGUCGCAUCGCAAAUCCAGCAAAGUCGCAAGUCGCAAGAAAUGCGACCGAGUUUGCGACACAGCGCAAUUUGCGUUUCAUUAAUCGCGUCGCAAAAUAGAGCUUGCGACUUUUUCCUCUAUCGAUAAUUUGCGAUACGCAGUCUACGAAAUGACGUCACAGCAUCACUGCGAGUACCUGUUUGUUUACGCGCCAUCUGUCAGAUUUGACAGACGGACUUCUGCAUAGAACUUCACAAUGUCAGAAAGGAAGCAAAAUUGGUCGUCGCGGGAGUUGGAAGAACUCGCUACUGGGCACACAAAACACAGCACCUUUUUAACUUCCAAGCACGGCCCAAGUUCUUCAGAGGCAGAGAAGAAAAGAGUUCUAAAUGAAAUUUUGUUGAGUGUGAACAGUGUUGGCGGGAAUGGGAGGACGAUUGAUGAAAUGUCCAAGAAGUGGAAGGAUUUGAAGAGUCGAACAAAGAAAAAGGAGCAGGGUCGCCUGAAAGCCCUGAGGAGUUCAGGAUUGGGGGAGAUACCAAAAACCCUUAUCCUAACAGAGCUGGAGGAAAGGGUCCUAUCAUGCAUUCCAGCGGUAUCUGUGACCGGUAUUCAGACUGGAGUGGACACUAACAGAUCAUUUUCCAAGUUCUUAGGAGUGGCCAAUGAAGAUGAGGUAGAAGCCAGAGUUAUGGUUCUUGUGGACUACACCAUGACAUCUUUCUGGAUAUGA